AUGGCAUCCUAUCAUAACAAAAAUAUGCAGCACCAUUCAAAUGAAUUACUGAAUUAUUAUUUAACAAUGAAUAUUAAUAAUAUUUGUCGAAUAUGUUUGGAAAGAGGUCCUAAACUGAUGCCUAUAUUUGAUCCAAUCAAGCCGCCUCAUUUUUCAAUUCUAAUAAUGGCUUGUGCAGCUGUCCAGGUUCUCCAAGGCGAUGGAUUGCCCCCCUAUAUAUGCCAAAAAUGUAUAUCAAAAUUAAACAUUGCAUUUCAAUUCAAAACACAAUGCGAGUCCUCUGAUGCAAAAUUAAGACAAUGUUUUGAACAUUUUAACCUGCCUUCUACUCCUGAUCUUUCUGGAUUCAUUGAAUUAAAAAAGGAUAAUUCAAAUAAUCAAAACACUUAUAGAGAAAACAAUGAUGAUGGACCAUUGUCUAGUGUUGAAACAUCACAAUCUUUACAUGGAGAAAUACACAGUAAUGAUAUUGAAUCAGCUGAUUCUCAAAUUUUACAGACUGUUGAAAUGGAUAGUAGUACGGAGCAGUCAUUAUAUGAUAUUGAUCAAAAUAAUUUAUUAGAAAUCAAACCAGAUUUUUCAGAAAAUAAAACUGAAGAACGAAAAAUAGUCAUUAAAGUUCUCACAAAGAUGAAAGGUAUGAAGAAGGCCAAACAUCACCAAUGUAACACUUGCGGUAAGGUAUUUAGAACAAAACCAGGAUUAGUUCAUCAUAUUAGGAUUCACACAGGAGAACGUCCAUAUAUUUGUCAUCUUUGUGAAAAGAGGUUUAUCAAUGGUGGUCAUCUUCAUACUCAUAUGAGGACACAUACAGGCGAAAAGAAUCAUGUUUGUGCUGCUUGUAGUAAAGCUUUUGCUACUGCUCAGCAAUUAACAAAGCAUACUAUAGCAAUUCACACAUCUGAAAGGCCUUAUGGAUGUACUUAUUGUCCUAAAAGAUUUGCAAGUUCAAGUAAUCUGAACACUCAUACAAAAAUACAUACUGGAGAGAAGAAUUACCAUUGUGAUCAGUGUGGGAAAGCAUUUUCCACAAAAGGACAACUCUACCAACAUAUGCUAGUACAUACAGGAGAGAAAGCUUACUUAUGUGAAAUAUGCAAUAAAAGGUUUUCACAAAAAGCACACCUGGUUAGACAUUUAAAGACACAUAGGGUAUAA
Psylliodes chrysocephalus is the source of this 1158-nucleotide messenger RNA. Lineage: Eukaryota; Metazoa; Arthropoda; Insecta; Coleoptera; Chrysomelidae. The record is from the annotation of a GenBank genome assembly.